This is a messenger RNA of Caenorhabditis auriculariae, 2087 nucleotides long. Lineage: Eukaryota; Metazoa; Nematoda; Chromadorea; Rhabditida; Rhabditidae. The record is from the annotation of a GenBank genome assembly.
AUGUCGCCGGUUGGUUACAAAGGUUUACCUUUCAUUACCCUUUUUCAGCUUCCUUUGACUGGAAUAUCUUCUUGGAAUUCAAUAUACAUUUCCGGAUGCUGCGCAUUUAUUCAAGCUACGCAGUUCAGUAUAUUUUUCAGCUCAAUGUGGCCAUAUUUGUUGAAAGUUAGAACCCAUUUGUUCAAUUGUUUGGCUCUUUAUUCAAAUUUCAGCUAAAACCAGAUGUUCGUCAAGAUAGUUUUGGAGUUGUAGUUUCUGCGUACAGUUUUGCACAAUGCAUUGGAUCUCCUUUUUUUGGAUAUUGGAGCAACAAAAUCGGGCAGGUUGAUCCAACUUCCGUGAUUUUCAAAUCUCGCUUCAGGUCAGAAUUCCCUUGAUUUUCGGGUAUUUGAUUAUGGCUGCUGGCAAUAUCACUUAUCUUUCUCUACAAUUCCUGCCUAGUUAUCAUUUGCAAAUGAUGAUGUUAGCUCGAUUCAUCGCGGGAGCAGGGACAGGUGGACUUUCAUUCGAUAAAUGGUGAUGUGGAUUGAUUUUUUUUAGGAAAUAUGUCCCUUCUACGCGCUUAUGUUUCUACAGCCUCCACGUCGACAGAUAGAUCAAGAGCUUUGGCUUGCGUUUCUGGAGGGAUCGCAGUAGGAACAAUGAUUGGACCUGGUAAAUUGAUAUUAAUGGAAAUAAUAAUUCGUUGCUCAAGGAAUGCAACUGCUAUUCACACCGCUCGGAGAAAAAGGAGUUGAUUUCGUUCUGAACCUGAACAUUUACACAGCGCCCGCGUUAUUUUCCUUGGGGCUCAACAUUGUCGGCUUGGUUUUUGUAAAGUUUUGGUUCGUCGAGCACACUGUGAUACAAGUUGAAGCCAGUAAAAUUGAUGGUGAAGUGAAUGAAACUUCCUUAUCUGAACGUUUUGCACCACCUUUCUUCAGGUCGAAACCAAGCUCCCUGAUCCUAAUAUCGUAGCCCUGAUGGUAUGUAUAUUGACAAGGUUCACCCAAAUCUUCGUUCAAACUUCAAUAGAGACGUAGAAUCUGUGAAAAGAAAUGUAUGAAGCAGCGUUUUCAGCUUGGGAUCGGCGUAUUCGAUGAUGAUGUUCGGUUUCGAGAAAGAACAGGCUGUCAGUGUGAACGCCGGAGUGCACAUGGCGGCUGGCACCAUUGCAGCUUUAUUCUAUGUAUUUUUCAUCCUCUUCAAUCCAAAGAAAUUGUAACUGAUUUUAUAUUCUUUUUUCAUGUUGUUUACAGUAUUCGAGUUCGAUCUUUUUGCGCUCUAUCGUUAUUCUUCAUGCUUUUGAUGUUCAUCGCAACUUAUUCUUACCCUUUUUUGGGAGAAAAAGUUCAUCUUUCAUCUAAUGGUUCGAAAAACAAGUGCCAAGAUCUUCAAAGUGAUUUUUUAGCAAGCGACGCUGACUGCAAUCGUGAAAAGUACCAGUGGUGCGACUCUCUGACGACCACACCCGUUUGGGUAUUAUUUCACUUUUCUAUCAAAAUUUUGAAAGUUCAAAUGAAGGUUUACUAUUCCGGAUACGUAUUGGUUUUUGGGAUUGCAAAUUCAUUCCUCAACAUAUCUCUCACUACACUCUACUCAAAAGUUGUUGGUCCACGACCUCAGGUUUGUUCAAAAUAUCUAAAAUGAUUUUGAGAUACUCCGGAUUCAACAAGUAAGUGCUCAACAGUUUUUUAUUUUUGAAAAAUACCGUCAUGAUUCCCCUCAAUAUGAGUUGUUGAUAAAAAAAGAUGAUAUAUUGCUCAGAAGCGGUAAUUGUAUCAUUUUCUACGACCAUCAUACUUCUUUUCAGGGAACUCAUCAAGGAUUUUUCCAAAUGUCGGGCUCUAUUGGUAGGCUCAUCGCACCAUUGUUGAUGAGGUACUUUCAAUAAAAAAGGUUUUAAAUAAAUAUUUUCAGUUGGCUUUUAUGCUGCAUACGGACCCAGAAUCCCAUGGAUCAUCAAAAUGAGCGAUGUCAGCUAUAAUUUUCAUUUCUCGUUUUGAUAUUUUUUUUCAGGUUACUCUCAUGCUGUUUUUAUGGUUCAUAUUCCGCAAGAACAUGAUUCCAUUCGAGAAAAAUCAGUUAUCACAAAAGACCAUAACUGA